Agelaius phoeniceus (red-winged blackbird) is the source of this 1238-nucleotide messenger RNA. It is a transcript of the gene MRPL49, whose product is annotated as mitochondrial ribosomal protein L49. Gene Ontology annotation, biological process: translation. Gene Ontology annotation, molecular function: structural constituent of ribosome. Lineage: Eukaryota; Metazoa; Chordata; Aves; Passeriformes; Icteridae. Gene Ontology annotation, cellular component: mitochondrial large ribosomal subunit; ribosome. The record is from RefSeq and is a predicted model, not a curated record.
CCCCGUCCCCUCUGUACCCCCCAGACCCCUCAAAUCCCCCCCAAAUUCCCGUUCCGAGCCCCCGGGCCCGGCCCCACCUCAGCGGCUCCCUCAGGGCUCGGAGCGCGGCGCGGAGAGAGCGCGAUGACGUCACGCGUACGUACGUGCGCGCUGCGUGAUGACGUCGUGAGGGCGGGAAGGAGGAGCCAAGAUGGCGGCGAUGGCGGCGCUGGGCCGGAGGCUGCGGGCGCUAGGCCGGGGGGUCAGGGGGGUGCAGACCCCUCCCCGCUAUGAGGAGUCGACGGCCGAGUUCGGGUUCGUGGAGCGGCUGCUGCCCCCCAGCCGCAUCCCCGACCCCCCCCCGCACCCCAAAUACCCCACCCCGUCCGGAUGGAGCCCCCCCGCAGACCCCCCCCCGGAUCUGCCCUAUUUCGUCCGCCGUUCCCGCCUGCACAACCUGCCCGUGUACCUGGGGCUGCGGCAGGGCCGGCGCCUCACGGAGCUGCGCCGCAUCCACGGCGACAUCUGGGCGCUGGAGCGGGACCUGAGGGCGUUCCUGGGCUCCCAGGGCGUGCCCGAGGUGGCGGCGCAGGUGAACGAGGUGACGGGGACGCUGCGGCUCAGGGGACACUGGGGGGCUCAGGUGAGGCAGUGGCUGCUCCAGAGGGGCUUCUAGAGACCCCCGGGUCUGCCGGGGACCCCAGAUCUGCCAGGGGGACCCCAGAUCUGCCGGGGGACCCCAGAUCUGCAGGGGGGACCCCGAAGUCUGCGAGGGAUCUGCUGUGGGAACACCUGGAGCAGCUUGAAAUGGACCCUGGGCAGUGAAACUUCUUCUGGGAGCACCUGCAGAUCUACCUGGGCACCCCAAAAUCUGUUUGGGGCAUCUCCAGAUCCACCUGGGCACCUCCAGAUCCACCUGGAGCAUCCCAAAAUCCAUUUGGGACACCUUUAAAUCCACCUGGAGCACCCCAAAAUCUGCCUGGAAUCUGCUGUGGACAGCCCCAAACCCCAAAAUCUGUUGGGGGAACGUCAGAAUCUGUUCUGGGAUCCUGAAAUCCACCUGGGGUACCCCAAAAUCCUUGGGGGGAGCCCUGAAAUGCACAGAAAGGAUCCCAAAAUCCACAUUGAGGUACCCCAAAAUCCUUUUGGAGAACCCUGAAAUGCACAGAGAGGAUCCCAAAAUCCACCUUGGAGCCCCCAAAAACCAAACAAACCCCCCCAAAACCAUAACAAACCCCAAUAAAGGCCUCGGGUAACUC